This is a messenger RNA of Fibroporia radiculosa, 1320 nucleotides long. RefSeq lists its product as uncharacterized. Bases 1 to 1320 code for a protein of 439 amino acids. Lineage: Eukaryota; Fungi; Basidiomycota; Agaricomycetes; Polyporales; Fibroporiaceae. The record is from RefSeq and is a predicted model, not a curated record. The transcript has 5 exons.
AUGGACCCCGUCCGUACUUCCAUACCACGACGCCCCCCAUCAUCCCCUGCAUCUAUAAGUAUCACGGCCUCGGUUGUGGAUCGAAACGCGUCCGCCAUGAAUUGCGCUGUUGGCACCCACCUCCGCCGCAAGUCAAGUCGCAUUGAGAAGUGGCUUGAUGAACAGCAUCGCAUGUCGGGCGACGAGAAGAGCGUCCAUAUCCCCGCUAACGAGCAGAGUGUCCCAUCCGGGGACGCGAAACGUAGUCCGUGUCUCGCCUAUCCUCGCCUGCCGCCUGCCUCGUUGCGCAAGGACCACGACGACCAGUCGACCCUGAACAGUUACGUUCUCAUUGACGACGCCCAGCGCGUGUCCCAGGACGCCCCACAGGGUCCUCCUUCCGAUGCUACACCUCACGCCUCACCUCCCUCCACGCCCCGCAAGACCUCACCGUUCCGAUCCGCUCAGGGCGUGUUCCAAUCUUCGUCUCCACUGCGCGGAUUCCACCUGUCUUUUGGUUCUCGACGCCCCUCAACCUCUUCAAAUACAACCAGGUCGCAGACCCCCAUUUCCCAAGCGACAUCUCCGCCUCCGCACAAUGAUCCUCCAGGAGGUCAUAGUCGGAGCUCCAGUCUAGCUACCAUGUACACAAAGCCUGACCGCACAGCUAGCCCUAGUUUGGCAACUUCCCGUCAAAGGUCGCUGUCUUCAUGGAAGCUAAGGCGCCCCAGUACCACUGAACAGCGACAGCCUACCCUCUUAUCUUCGGAUGCCUACACGUUGGCCCCGCCUCGUCCCAGUAUGUCUUCAUCCAUCACGCAUUCAUCCAGUGCGUCCAUCCCUCCGUCCUCAAUCGACACCCCGAGCGGUUCGCGCAAGACCCACUUUGGCCAGGCCCGUCCUCAGUCGCCAGCACUUUUCUCUGCAUCGUCGCCGUCACUGUGGUCACUGCCAACAAACGCGUCGCACAUGUACGAUCCCCCGGAUUCGACUAAGGUCAUUGCUCGCGACAAGGCCGUGCGGAUCCCUUUGUCGCUCAAGAUGCCUGCCGGAAAUGGCGCGGGUCUUUCGAGUGCGCUGGCUGCACCCAGAGCGAGGAAGAAGCGGAAAUUGGUUGUCAGCGGUAUCCGUCCUGAGGACGACUAUCGCUUCGAGGCUAUCAAGAAGUGGUGCGAGUCAUUUGGCGAGUUGGCCUCUAUCUCUCGAGUCGCAAGUGGCGACAUUCACGUAGACUUCCGUAAGGCGGAAGUAGCCGAGACGGUGUGCCGACUGCAGGCAAGGGUGCACAUCAUAGGUGUCGGCAGCGUGCGUUUAUCCUACUUCACAGGCAAGAAGCCUUGA